AAAAUCACGGAAAACCAACUUCUGCAGGACGCGCCGCCAGAGGGCGUCUCCGACUCGCAGCAGCCCUCCAACGACUUGGAGCUGGAGCGCGGGUGCGAUAAAGCGGGCGCCGAGCCCAUGAGCGUGACGGAGCUGUGCGCGCUGCCCCCGCACAAGGGCACCGGCAAUGACGACAUCUUCCGCUACUAUUACAAUCCCGUCGUCCAGAUGUGUCUUCCCUUCUCCUAUUCGGGCAAAGGCGGAAACUCGAAUCGUUUCGUUUCGGUGAAGAACUGCUACGAGAUCUGUCACCCAGCGGAUCCCAGCGUCAAGAAGCCGCGCGUCGUGUCCGCCAUCCGCGCCUACCUCGUGCCCAACCAGAAGAGCGACUGUCCCAAACCCACGCCAAUCACUGCGCGCGAGUACGUGGUGCGCCACCUCCCCCAUCCCCUGAACCCCGCGUACACGCUCAGUAUUGUGCAGAGCGUGCAACACGUCGACCGCCCCAAAGACAUGCACUUCGAUCAUGUCGAGCGCCGACUUCGCGCAGCAGUACGUCAUCAUGGACGGGAUCUGCGGGAGAGACAGUGUUGUCACGGCAACAGUACACAAGAAGGAGACAGAGUUACGGGUUUGGACGACGCCUGCGACGACACGACGACGACCUUGCCUUUGGUCGUCUCGAGGAACGGAAUGCAAAUGGAGAUCAACUGCAGAACGGAUCUGACGUUCGUUUGGAUCGAAGAGUCGAAGAGUUGA
Medioppia subpectinata is the source of this 738-nucleotide messenger RNA. NCBI's taxonomy places the organism in Eukaryota, Metazoa, Arthropoda, Arachnida, Sarcoptiformes, Oppiidae. The record is from the annotation of a GenBank genome assembly.